UCAACCUUUCAAAUGCAGCUGAAUGUGUAUUGUUGGAUUUUUUUUAUUUUUUUUUAGAAUUAGUUCCAGCAUCGUGACUUUUCCAUCAUGUCAGAGCCCAUCACGCUCAAUGUGGGAGGAAAACUCUACACCACCUCUCUGUCCACCCUGACUAGCUUUCCAGACUCCAUGCUGGGGGCCAUGUUUAGUGGGAAGAUCCCAACCAAGAAGGACAGCCAAGGCAACUGCUUUAUCGACAGAGAUGGCAAAAUCUUCCGCUAUAUCCUGAACUUCUUACGAACUUCUCACUUGGACCUCCCUGAAGACUUUCAGGAAAUGGGCUUGCUUCGGCGGGAGGUAGAUUUUUAUCAAAUCCAGCCACUGAUUGAGGCCUUGCAGGAGAAGGAGGUGGAGCUUUCUAAAGCGGAGAAGAAUGCCAUGCUCAACAUCACCCUCGAUCAGAAGACCCAGACCGUUCACUUCACCGUCAGAGAAGCACCACAGAUCUACAGCCUGUCUUCCUCCAACAUGGAAGUGUUCAGCGCUCACAUCUUCUCCACAUCAUGUCUGUUCCUGAAGCUUCUGGGUUCCAAACUUUACUAUUGCUUCAAUGGAAACCUCUCUUCAAUAUCCAGCUACCUGCAGGACCCCAACCAUUUGACCUUGGAUUGGGUUGCAAGUGUGGAAGGCCUGCCAGAAGAAGAAUACACCAAGCAGAACUUAAAGAGACUCUGGGUGGUGCCAGAUAAUAAGCAAAUCAAUAGUUUCCAGGUAUUUGUGGAAGAAGUGUUAAAAAUAGCCAUGAGCGAUGGUUUCUGCAUAGAUUCUUCUCAUCCUCAUACUUCAGAUUUCAUGAAUAAUAAGAUUAUUCGCCUAAUUCGGUACAAGUAGGAAUGGCUGUUUAUUGUGGUGCCAGCACGGAGAUAACACAGGUUAAGUGUUUCCCUUUAAAACACACUUACAGCCUAAUUCAGAAUCGUGCUUAUCUGGAUUAAGAGUCACUAACAGGGAGAUGAUUUUCCUUUAAUGUAUUUACCAAUACGACCUCUCAGAAUAUGUCCAUAUUCUAGACAGAAGGAAUAUUGUCUAGCGCCCGACUUAAGGAUUGGUUCCGUCUCUGCCUCCACCUCUGACCUGCUGUACAAUUGUGGGGAAAAUCACCUAACUUCUGUCCUUCUUACAUCUUCCACUUGGAAAAUGGGCAUGAUCCUCAACCUAUACUGCAAGGGCGAUGUGACGGUUCAGUAAUCAAGGCCUGGAAGGCUUUCUGGAGAUCAGCGGCGGUGAAAGAUGCCAUGGAGCUCCAGCCCAGAGGACAUUUUUGAUGUCUCGCCGUAUCACCUGUGCGGAGCAUCCGAGAAGUUUGGUUGGAUCCACAGAGAAGAAGCCUCCCCACAUGCACCUGCUCAAAAUAACUGUAAAUGAUGGUGCAAACUGCAAAUGAGUCGGGUGCCCGUCUGUUUGGGUUCAACAAAGGAUUUCUGUCACCAUCUGAAGCUGACUCUUUUUUUUCUGAACCUCGUGAGGAAGCCCUCACUCUGGUCUGCAGUCAGGAAAGCCAUGUUUGAAUGAUGUGACUGGCACAGGGAACGACCAAGGAACCCAUAGCAGAGAGAACGGUCUUCUUACAAACCAAGAAGAUUGGAACCAGUGGGGGAACUUUGCUUUGGAUGCUCUUAAACCUUUACUUUUACAUUCCAAAGGCAGCCAAGACAACUAGUCCUUUUUUUUUUUUCUCUUACAAUGUUGUAUUUGUCUGGAGGAUGCUGCUGAAAAACACUUUCUGAGGUGGAGACAUUAAGAGGGCAGAGGUGUCCAAAUACCUUCUGGAUGUUUGAGCCUCUUCUGCCUGGGCAUGGCCACCUCUUGGGCACGUCUCCCUUCAGCAGUGCCUAGAGUGCACGGGAUGCUCUCUGGGUAGGAUGGAUUCCAUUUGAAAAGACAACUUUCCCAGGUUUUUCAUUACAGAACCAGAGGCUCACUUUUCCUAUCCCGGUUGACAUUGAGCCAAUUUAUUUUUUACAUCAUCGUGAAACGCCCAGGUCACUAAAAUGGCAUUUUAUCCACUUGCUUGUCUUUGGUGUCAGACUGUUGGAGGCAAAGCAGUGAGAAGCCAGAGGUGAUGACAACGGUCAAGCUCUUUCCUACAGGCACAGUCUGUGCUGUAAUGAAGACCAUAAUCCACUGGCUGCACGCGAGCUCUAAACAUCAUUUGUGACACAUUCAAGGUGGUUCAUUCUCAGCUAAUUAUGCCUAAAAUCGCUGCCUUUCCCUAACUAGAUCGCUACGUGCGCGUGAGAGACCCCUCUGGAACAUUUCCCGUUAUCUCUAAUGAGACAGAAAGGAAAAUGCAAUAAUUUAAGUUUUGCAUUUAGAAUUUUAGUGCUUCCAAAAGUUCUUAGCACGGGGCUGCGAAGCUCGGUGUUGCUCGUGUUCUCAUUUCCCAGAGGAACUGGUCUGUUGCUGCAUUAAGCUGACCAUGAACAAGCAUAAAGAAGCAUUUUGUUGCUGUUGUAAAAUACAGUGAGAUAAAUAUAUUUCUAAUAAUUGCAUGAACACCACAAAUGAGCACGCUGAGGGUAAAAAUGCACGUUCUGCAGCUGCCGGCAGCCUGUUGCAAACCACUUCCCACUUGGUGCUAAACCUGCAUGAGAUACAUGGGACCACGUUGUUAGGAAGCACCGACUGGGCUUGAAGCCCUCAGAGCCAUUAAACCUGGCAAGUUUUGUGAAUUUUGAGGACUGUAAACAGGGUUUUGUGGCUAAAUUCCAACCUGAGUCACCAUGUUCUUCUAGUUGUAGUUACAUUAGGAAGAACUUCUUUUUCCCCAUCCCUGUCCCGAAUUACAGAGAGGGAGUAAUCUGUUCCAUGGGUUGCUGUUUGCCAUUGACAAAGCAAUGCAACUCCUGGGUGAAUCUUAUUUCUGACAUGAGUUUGCCACUCAGUUGGACAUUCACAGUGAUGAUCUAUGCAGGUAAUACGAUUGUGAUCUGUGAAAAUACCAUACAUGAACCCUCUUUCAUCAAAUCGAUGCCUUGAAACAGAUCUGCCUUUGCUGAAUUUAUGCUAACAGAAGUUUUGGGGGCUUUUGGCACUAUUUUUUAGCCCAUGCCCUUGAGAGUAGAUUUUAAAUGAUCUGUAACAGGAGCCCUUGUAUGUCAGGACUAAAAUAAUAUUUACCUGUAGUAAUUUGUUUGCUGUCAGCUUGAGUUUAUUCAAAGGUAAGAGCAGUGGGCUUAAAUCUGGUUUGGAAGGAGUCUGCUCUAGAGCUGUGGAUCAGUACUGCUGCGUUCUGCUUUAGAAAAAUAAAAUAAAAAUAUUCCCUGGGA
This is a messenger RNA of Calidris pugnax (ruff), 3308 nucleotides long. RefSeq names its product potassium channel tetramerization domain containing 21 (gene KCTD21). The record is from RefSeq and is a predicted model, not a curated record. Gene Ontology annotation, biological process: ubiquitin-dependent protein catabolic process; protein homooligomerization. The transcript has a single exon. Gene Ontology annotation, molecular function: cullin family protein binding; histone deacetylase binding. The coding region runs from base 88 to 870 and encodes 260 amino acids. Lineage: Eukaryota; Metazoa; Chordata; Aves; Charadriiformes; Scolopacidae.